AAUUUUAACAAAUAUGCAAAGAGAGAACGGUUUUGAUCCUUCCUACCUAGAUUUUAAUAUUUGUUGUAGUAUGUUUUAUUGUGAAACAAUCGGUUUUAUUAAUUAAUAACAGUGAUUCAAAAUUACACGUUAUGUCGUCAAAUCGUUCGAAAUCUUCGAUACUUGACAAACCGCUGAGCAAGGGAAAAGGAGAGAUUUCACUUUCCGUUUACGCUUUAUUAUUCUCAGAAAUUGUCCAAUAUUGCCAGAAUCGAUCACAUUCUAUCCAAGAGCUACAAACUAAGCUGUCCGAUAUUGGCCAAGAUGUGGGAACCAGACUUUUGGACCUCUAUUUUGUCAGAGAGCGGAACAGUAAGAGGGAAAUCAAACUUCUCAAUAUGCUGCUUUUUGUUAAGUCUACCCUCUGGAAAGCAUUAUUUGGCAAGGAAGCCGACAAGUUGGAACAUGCUAAUGAUGAUGAAAGGACAUACUACAUUAUUGAGAAAGAUGCCUUGGUGAACAAAUACAUAAGCGUGCCGAAGGACAAAGGCUCCCUGAACUGUGCUAUUUUCAAUGCUGGCAUCAUAGAAGCAGUGUUAACUAAGAGCGGAUUUCCCGCAAAAGUGACUGCACACUGGCACAAGGGAACCACUUACAUGGUCAAAUUUGAAGAUUCCGUCAUCUCAAGGGACAAGUCUCUUGAUGAUCGUUAAAUAAUUAUAUGUAUGAAUAUUAUAUAUAGGUUAUGUAUUUUGGAAAUCAUAGUGGCUAUAAUAUGAGUGGACUACCUACAUUGUUUUGACACUGACAAGGAAGAUAUGCGGCAAUAUGUUAUGCUAUGUUCUUUGUUCUACUACUCGUUCACUUCUCAUUGGCCGCUAUGGCUUGCCCCCCACCCCCUGCGGCUGUGCUGCGCGAGGGAAGCUACAAGACCAUUACAAUAAAACUUAUUUCCUUCAAUAGUAUCUAAUUUUAUUGUUUUCAUAAGCUAUUUGUCACUCUAAUAGUAAAUAAAGAAAUAACUAUAGCAAUA
Messenger RNA from Plodia interpunctella (Indianmeal moth), 1012 nucleotides. RefSeq names its product TRAPP subunit 31 (gene Trs31). Gene Ontology annotation, cellular component: TRAPPII protein complex; TRAPPIII protein complex; TRAPPI protein complex. The record is from RefSeq and is a predicted model, not a curated record. Gene Ontology annotation, biological process: endoplasmic reticulum to Golgi vesicle-mediated transport. The transcript is spliced from 5 exons. Bases 132 to 692 code for a protein of 186 amino acids. Lineage: Eukaryota; Metazoa; Arthropoda; Insecta; Lepidoptera; Pyralidae.